Anopheles moucheti is the source of this 7008-nucleotide messenger RNA. RefSeq names its product protein sprint (gene spri). Bases 1 to 4674 code for a protein of 1557 amino acids. Gene Ontology annotation, biological process: vesicle-mediated transport; signal transduction. Gene Ontology annotation, molecular function: small GTPase binding; guanyl-nucleotide exchange factor activity. The transcript is spliced from 15 exons. Gene Ontology annotation, cellular component: endocytic vesicle; cytosol. Lineage: Eukaryota; Metazoa; Arthropoda; Insecta; Diptera; Culicidae. The record is from RefSeq and is a predicted model, not a curated record.
AUGGAAUCGGAAACAGAUGACAACUGCUACGAGCGGAAGGACAUACCGGUCGAUAGUUUCGGAGAUGACUUCUAUCACAGCAGAGACGUAACCACGCGCCAGCUCAACCGACAUCACCUGGUGAAUUGUGCGUCCGAUCUAUCCCCAGCCAAUGUGCGUCCCAUUUCACUGCCGGCAAAGCUGAGCAACAAUCCCGACGGUGGACCGUGCAUUAAUGGUCGUGAUCAGCUCGACAGUGGAACGAAUUUGGUCGAUAGUUCGUCGCUGAUCCGACGGUACGCUGAGGUGACCAAGUUUAAGCAGGAUGUAUCUUCCGGCAGUGGAAACAGCGCCAAUAAGCUUUCAAAAGGACCGGAUUCUUCACUGGCAAUGGCAAAAAGACGACUCAGCGCAUUGCACUCCAGCGUUCAGCAGAACGAAGUGGAAACGAUGGACGAUGAUAUGAUGCCUCUGCUCUCAAGUAAUCGUGAACUCUCACAGGAAGAACUUUAUGAAUCGCACACAUCACUUGUCUCCAGCUCGGAAGGAGGCAUUAUGGCCGAGGGUGAAGAGACUUCCAGUGACGAAUCACAGGAAUCGAACAGUUCGGCCAACGCGACCGCGAUCGUAAUGAGCCUGCUGGAACGAUUGCUUCGUUCGCAUCCGGUAUGGUUUUUACCCGGCAUUCAACGUUCCGGCGCGAUCCAUUUGCUGCAGGGCAAGGAAGAAGGGGCGUUUAUUGUCCGCGGUUCUAGUCAGUCAAAAACGAUGGCCGUAUCGGUGCGUUUACCGGUAAACGCAGGACCUUACAUCGAACACUAUCUCAUACAGUCUAACAAUGGACAGUUGAGCUUAGAGAGCUCUCGCUUUAAGUUUGAAUCCAUACCUGCGCUUAUCGCUCACUACACGCAAUGCUGCGACGAGCUGCCCGUUCAACUAUGUCUUCCGGUAGCGUUGCGCGAGGCGAAAAAUCGCCAACAACUAUCAUCACUGGCACUACUCGGCCAAGAGUUCUGGCGCUAUCCGAUGGCUAGCUCUCCGAAACCAAAACCAACCACCGCACCGGCGACAACACCGUCCGCCACCUCUAGUCACAUGAAUACCCCAUCCGAAGCAACGCACUCGAGCGGCAUCGGCAUAUCCGUACUUAAUCAUACACCGAUCGGUCACGGUACAUCUAUUAUCGGGGGCACCUCACUGGGUGGGGGUGGAAUGGUAAACACGUUCGGGGAGACACCGACCGAUACGUUCUCGACGCUGAGCAGUUUCACCGUCAGCAAUGGGCAAACGCUGUUGAGUCCGGAAUCGAUCGACAGUGCCAUCAUGAUGUCACCGAUGACCGACCAGAACCAGACGGGGAUCAUCGGUAAAACGAGCACAUUCAAGGCACGCAAGCAGCAAAUCAUUUCACCCACAACGCAACAUGAGGUAGAAAAGCAAAUAGAGCUGUUCAACGCAAACAUACUGGGGCACGGUAGCCACGGGGGCCAUUCCAACGGAGAUGUAAAUGGCGGUGAAAUGACAAGUUCAACCUCAUCAUCCAUGGAGAGCCGACAGGGCGAUGUGUUGAAUGCGACCAGCACGUUAGAAAGGAAGCCGCGUGCAACUAGACCAACGCCACCGAAUACGCUCAACAUCAAACCGAUUAGAAGUCCACCAGCACCACCGGCAAGACGAAUAAAGCUUCAGAUUGCAGAGAACAGUCCGACAGUGGAAAGAACCACAUUCAUGCAACAAAAAGACACGGACUUCACACCAACAACGGGAUUUCCUACCAGAGAUACAGCAUUCCAGCGCAGAGAAACACCAGUGUUGAUUACUGGUGCUAUCAACAAUUCGGGUUCACAUGUAAGCAAUACCGUGUGGUACUGUGAUACCGACAACGCUGUUGGAGAUGGAUCGGAGAAGCAACCACCACCUGCGGGUCAGGUAAACGAUCACAAACCGGAACUCGACAAUCAUUGUUUCAGCGUUCCAGCGAGCACUCGCGUAAGCCGUCGUAACAAGCGGAAAGAAUCGAAACACUAUCAGGAAUCCGACAUUUUGGAAUCACCUUCCGUAUAUUGCCGAAGCACUCUCGUAGAUAAGAUCAGUGAUUAUGAGGACAUCUGGACGCAAGAUGCUGCAAGCAAAGGCGAUCGUAGGUCCCUUCUAGGCCAGCGGCAUGGAAUGUUUGGCCAGGAAGACUUAACUCUUAAAGGUCUUGUUUCUCCGUCUAUCGAUUCCAUGAGUUACAGACAGGGUAACUUCACCUCCUACCGUGGCCCUACAGCGCACGGUGGUGCACACACACAUUACUCUGUCGACAAUCUGGCCGUUGGUAUGGGCGGUUUUGAUUCUUCGAGUGAUCGCGCCAGCACACCGACCGACAAACCAGCCCGUCCACCGGUGGCAUUGAAAACAUUUUCACCCAUACCGAAGGACGACAAUCGGUUCGGUCGGACGGUGUUGGCCGAUUCACGACAGCGAUCGUGCAUGAACAUUUCACACAUCACCACACCCGUUGGUACACCGGUAACGCUAGAGGACGCAAUAGGUGGCAUCGGAGUACAGGAGCAAAAACAGGCCAGCCCGUUCUAUGCGGAUCCAGCGGAUAUUCUAAGUAACAUAAUUCGUCGCAGCCCUUUAAACCGUUUGGCUUCGUCAAACAGCAGUCAGCGUCAUUCGGAACCACCAAAGCAGCUGUUUGGAAAUGAUGAUAUACUAUCUUACACGGUGCACCCAUGGGGCAAUGGAAACGGAUGUAAUGUAAGUAACAACUUUGCCGCAUCGCUGGACGAGCUGGCGCUGGAGAAAAACGACUCGAUGGUGUCGGGUGUUCGAAUGCAUGAACUGAGUAUCACCGGAGGUGGUGGCGUUCACGCUACGAACGAUUAUGAUUCUGAUAUCCGAUGGAAAACUCCCUCUACUUCGCUGAAGACUAUUGAAGCGACAGCAAAACCACACCAGAAGAGUACAGAUAGUCUCAUGGGAAAACCGAUCACGAUACACCAGAUUAUUGCCAAGAAGUUGCCGGCACUGAAUCUAUCGGAAAGAUUGUUAGAUAGUAUGCUGGCGAAUGAUAGCGGCAUCGGAGGCAUUGGCGAGUCAGGAUUCGGAACAUUAGGCAACAGAGGGCAGCGAAAGUCGGCCUACGAUAAUGUGGAGAAGCAAGCUAAUGCCUAUGCAUCAUCAGCCAUCAAUAGCGCUCAUUCGGACGAUGGUACCGUUUUUUCUGAACCGUGGGAUAGCUCUCAGUGGGACUCGUUCCUUCCCAACGAACAAUCUUCUCUGGAAGUUGCGAAUAUGGGAAAUAGCUACGACAACAGCAGCUCGGUUGCCAAAGACACCCGCUACCGUAAAGACGUACACCAACCGUUACCGCAGUCACAGCAAAAAGUAGCUACUAUACUGCGAUCCCGUAGUUGCCGCGAUCGAGAAAUUUUAUGUCAUCCACGCAACAGGUCUUCACAUAAUGGUCCGGGCGAAUCGAUUGCCACGUACGCCUUCUUCCUUGCGAACAAGGCGGAUUCAACGUUUUCUCGCAACAUAAGCAACUUUAUCGCCUGUACGAAGGAAUCGAAAGCGGUUCCACAUCCGCAGGUUGUGAUGCGCAACAUGCGCCAAUUCAUGUCCGGCAUGAAGAACUAUCUGGUGAAGCACGGCGAGGGUGAGUUUGCUGGUGAGGUGCAGAAGGCACGAGCUCAGCUGAAAGCGGAUGAGUUCCUCAACCUCGACUCAAUACUGGAGGAGGUGAUGCAUAAGCUGGUGAUACUGCCGUUGCGCGAGCAUCUCUACGGUUUGUUCGUGGAUUACUACAGCCAGUCGGGCGAUAUACAGCUGAUUGUGGAAAAGGUUCGCUCGACAGCAGGUCGCGGUCCACUUGCAUUCGGUAUCAAGGGCAAUGUGAUACCGCCGAGUCCUACAGCGAUGCGACAAAUAGCAACGUUGUUCGUACGUCUGCAAGAGGCGGAACUGCCGUUAGCUAAACUGGACUUACUUCUUGCCGCUGUAUCGACCAUUUUUGAAGCAACCACUUGUUGCAAUGGGCAGCAAUUGAGUGCGGACGAUUUCCUUCCCGUGUUGGUGAUGGUUGUGGCACACUGUGGUUUUAUCGGUGCGGAAAUAGAGGCGGAGUACAUGUGGGGUUUGUUACAACCAUCGUUGCUAAGCGGGGAAGCUGGCUAUUACUUAACGGCCCUCUGCAGUGCGGUGCACGUGCUUAAGAACUUUAGUCUCAGCGAACAGGAAGGAACAUCUACACUGGAUUGGGAUUCAUCUACGAUGCCAAACUGCUCGUCGGUGCUACGCGUAAUCAUACCAGAUGAAUACAAUGGUUCUAUACAAACGCGCACACUUCCAAUACGACCGCAUACCACGACGAAGGAGGUAUGCCGGAUAAUUGCCCACAAGGCAAGAAUCACAAAUGCCCAAGACUAUGGUCUAUUCAAGCUGAUCGACGGUGAAGAAACUCUUCUACAUGACACCGAAUGUCCGCAAGACGUCCGGAUGACGGCGAAAGGGAAACAUUUUAUGAUAGCGUACAAGAGGAUUGACGCAAAAAUAGCGUGGCCUACCGUGAUGCCAAAUAAUGCUGCUAGCAACAACACUUUGACCACUAGCACUACUAAUACUUCAAAUGCUACUGCUAAUAACGCUAUCAUUACUACCACUACUACUACUACUACUGCGAGUGAUAAUCAACUAAAAGUAUAAGCAAACAAUGAAUUAAGCUUCCAUCGUUAAACAUUAAGUCUGAUAUACUCUUUUUCAUAAGGUCGUUUUUGCGCCGUCGUGUAACAUCCUUAUCGUUCGACUCUCAUUUCGGUUCAGUGUAGCUGCCCGCUUCCGGGAUGCUAUUUUGCUCGGUUUAUUCUUAAUACGCGUAUAGUAUACACAUAUAAUCAUAUAUACAAUCAAUCAUAUAUACAACCGUACAGACGGCGAAGCUACAUUUCGAACAUUUGCAAGCAACUAAAGCGCUUCAAGUCUUACAAAAACCUCAUUAUCGAUUCUCGUAUAUAGCAAUGCAAUUUUACUCUUUCAAUGAGUUUAGAUUUUAAUUCACCAUAAAACGAAUGCGUAUAAUCACGUGUCGGUAGCGUUUUCUUCUUGUGUAACACGUAGGAAGUAAUGAUAAUUUUAACACACUAAUAACGUGUAAAGGUUAAAGGCAUAUAUGCAACUCGGUCAAGUUUGUUCUUUUACACAGUGCAGGAGUGAUGUGCGUAGUAGUGCGGAAAGAUAGCGAAGCUAGGGACAUAUUAUGCCAUUCUCUGUGAUGAAGCGCGUAAAAAACAUGCCGUUCUCGCCCAUGCUCCCGGUUCCCUUUCUUAUCACGAUCCAUUUGAGUGCAAACCAAUUGGUCAAGCGUGUGUUUUUUUAAUUGAUUUGUUAAUGUGUUUUAAAUGAAAACAAAGGGCCAACAAACAAUGAGCAUCGUAAUGGAAAUCUUUGUUUUACUACUUUCUCUCUUACAUACGUACGUGUGAAUGUGUGUUUUUAUGAAUAUGUGUGCUGUUAGUUCCAUUCGUGUAUUCUAAUUCCGUCAUCAAAUGACACAAUGUCUGACCCGUUUUAAUUAGGUUACGGGAUUCUUCACUAGCAAUAGCAUAAAUCCUUAGCACACAAUCAUGUUCCCUCCGUUCAGCAGCAUACUGUAGAACUAGUAAAGCAGAAUUCAGCACUAAUUCGAAGCAGCACAUCGAAAACGAGUGUCGCGCCAAGAGCUUCCAUUAAAACGCCUAGUCAGGCUUUGUCCAUAUGCAUUAGGUUUGUGUUGAGUUUACCAUUGCUUUGAAUAUGUUCGUUAUACCCUUUUAAACAAAAAAAGAAUUGUGAAACUAAUUUAAUCCCUCAUCACCCAAUUCUGCUGUUUCCGUUCACCGUUCCACAGGAAUGAUGAUAAGAACGCUCUCCUUUUGCUAAUGACAAUGAAUGUGUGAAUGAGUUGUGCGUAGUUUCACCUUUUUCCUACAUCUAAUGUUACUAAUGUAAAUCAAUUAUUAAUUACUAAUCGCAUAUUCUUGUUCCAAGGGGAGGUUUUCAUCCCUCCGUUUUUUGAGUGUGACACAGUUUUUUCCUUCUCGUGUGUUUGUGUGUGUGUGUGUGUGUGUGCUCAUACUUUUAACGAACAAACAAUGCAACUAACUAAAACAAGUAGCAAACAACUAUGUAUAUUCAAGAACGAACAAAUUCCUUCUUUCUUCUUUAACUAAAUCGCCAAAUAAACCCCCGUCUUGCGAAUUUUUGCUAUUGCUCACAAUGGUCGUGAUCGGUUGCGUGAAGCAAUGCGAAUGAACUACAACUAAUCGGGUUCGGGAGGAGAAGUAGUAGUAGCAGUAGUAUAAACGAUCAACAAUCAAUCAGCAAGACACAAAAAACACACAAAAAUGCUCUGUCGAAACGAAUUGCUCACAAAACAAACAAGAGAAAAAAAAUACAAUAGGCGUUUUCCUAUCCUGCAAUGCAUUUACACAAGCGGUGAAUCAAGUACAGUCAAGCCACUAUCAGUAGGUAUAUGGAAACGGAUUUCGGUAAAGUGAAGGCAUUUGGAAUGUGCUGUGUUUGUGGGGCUCAGGAAUGAACUUGAAUCUAUUUUUGAUAGCUACCUUUUUCCCCGAUCUGAUCACUGAAACUCAACAACCGUAACAAGCAAAGGUAACUUGAUGUGAAAUGCAAACCAUAAAGCAAACAUAAAUCGACAGUAUUAAACGCAGAAUGAAUGGAACAGAUAGAAAAUAUAACACUCCUUCUUACCCGGUAAACGCAAUAGUAGGCCCCAAAAAACUAGUAGGAGUAGUGUAAUGAAAUCCUAACCGAUUGUUGGUGCGUAGUGAAAGCUGCUGGCAGGAAAUGGAACAGAAACAAACAGAAACGUUGAUGCAAUGAAAGCGAUGGGAUGGAAAUGGAAUGGAAUGGAGAGUAAACAACAAGAAAAGGAAAUAUCUUGCCAAAUAGGUAUAGGAAGUUUUUUGGAAACAUCUAUUUUUACAACACAAGCGUAUUUAUUGCAGAUAACGAUAAAAUAAACUCUCUCUAUAUAUACAU